Messenger RNA from Biomphalaria glabrata, 4471 nucleotides. RefSeq lists its product as uncharacterized. Gene Ontology annotation, biological process: cell-cell adhesion. The coding region runs from base 900 to 1646 and encodes 248 amino acids. Lineage: Eukaryota; Metazoa; Mollusca; Gastropoda; Planorbidae. The transcript is spliced from 4 exons. Gene Ontology annotation, cellular component: cell-cell junction. The record is from RefSeq and is a predicted model, not a curated record.
CCUAUAUUUUGUACCUCGACAAGAGUUGACUCUGUUCUAUUUCUCAGAGUUACCUUACAUUCGCUAAGAGUUACCUUACAUUCAUCCCGUUCUAGAGAACGUCAUGUCGACAGUAAUCUCUUGAAAUCAUUGUGUUAGUGGAAGCUCUUUGACAAAUAAAUAAAGGCGUGCUUCUAAGAAAGAAAUCUGAUACUCAAAAGAAUGACAAUGUCAUAAAUCAACAGUCUCUCAAAAGAUUUGCCGCAAGGUUUUAUCAACGCGUUUCGUAUCCAAAGAAUUAGGAUUUGCAACAAAUCGGAAGUAGAUGGAAUUAUUAAUAUGUUCACAUGUUCCGAAACAGCCAAUGGUCACGAAGAAACAGCAGGAAUAAUGUUUUUGAUUUUCGAUUCUGAGUUUACAUAUUGACAAUGAAAUACCGCAACUAAGUUUCUCUCAAUACCUGUUAACUAUGCCAUCCAGUUCUAAAUUGAAGAAACUCAACUUCCAAAGUAAUGUCGCCAUUUUGUGUUGAGUUAUCGAUUAAAUGUGCACAGCCUCUUGAAGCGUGUAUACAUAGCGACAUUUCACUUCAUGGAGGCGUCUGCAACUGUGCUGUCUGAUCCAUUGGAUCUGUUGGACUCAAUCGGGUUAAAAGAAAUAUUUACUGAAAACUGUCUGGGAGACAAAACUUUGCAUUCUCCAGUAUUUUCACUCAAGUGAAACAACAUUUCAUGUCUAUAUAUGAACAAGAAAUGGCAGUAAAAUUCAGACGUUGUCGUUUUUAUUGUUUGAGUUUCUCUAUCAACUUAAACAUCAACAGACGAAAUGUAGAAUCAUUGUACAGAAACAACACAUCAAUCCAGCUUGAACUUGGUGCUCAUUCAAAGGUUAAUGCCGAGCUCUUGUUCUGCUGAAGCAGCAUGAGACAAGGUAGACAGUCACGUGACAUUUCUGAACUCGAAGAAAUGGCGCGAAACACUUACAAGAAAAGUAAAUACUCUCUAACCAUGGACUCGGGGAACAAUUCAAUCCCACUAAAAUCACUCCCGUCCAGGGGCGUAUCAACAUCGGAACCAGAUGAGUGUGAGCACCCAGUCAUAUCUGGGACGGGGGCGGUUGCUACGUGUUUCUUUCUGAUUGGUUUCUUGAUGUUUCUGGUUGCCUUCGCGUCUAAUGAUUGGCUAGGUCUGGAAAAGGGAAUAACUCUUAGUUUGUGGAGGAAGUGCACUAGAGACUUUGCAUUGAAUGUCUGGCAUUGUCAGCCCUGGCAGAAUGCACCAGACUUUAUUAGAGCAGUCCAAGGAUUCUGUAUAGUUGGAUUGAUCACUUACAUUUUAUCUGUAAUGAUUUUAAUUGCCUACCUAACAAUCCAGUAUCUGCAAAGAUUGAGGGGAGUCCUUAUAGCCUUAUGCUUACUUUUAUUUACUUCCGGCUGCAUGACCUUAAUGGCAUUGGUCGUCAUGGGAAUCAAAGGUCACGAUUACUUCAAAUUGCUCCGGGCAGAUGGUGGUGAAUUAGCUCAUCUCUCUUCUAAGGGUGUAGACACCUCAGGGGUCUUCUACGUGGGCUGGUCAUUCGUUGUUGCCGUCAUUUCCGCCUUCAUUACACUGGCUAGCUUUCUCUUUUGUAUGAUUGAAUUUGUCCAUAUAAACGAGGACGUUGACUAAAGGACAAUUUAGUGUGAGAAAAUGUCAUCCAGUGUAAUGUUCUGAAUGCCAUUGGAAUCAAGGCCGAUAAUGACAUGAAAUAUAUUGAUCUUUGUAUUAGGCACAGAACUUAUUACUCGUAUUCAACUACAACACAUGACUAAUGAUGCCUAUUAUUCAUCUACAACACAUGACUCAUGCCUAUUAUUCAACUACAACUAUACAUGACGAUGCCUAUUGUAGCCUAUUCAAAUACAACUACAACUACCGGUACAACACAUGACUGAUGCCUAUUAUUCAACUACAACUAUAUAUGACGAUGCCUAUGGUAGCCUAUUCAACUACAACUACCUGUACAACACAUGACUGAUGCCUAUUUCUUGAUGAUGUGAUUUACCCAUAUUGCCCUAGGCGAAAACGUCACAGCAGCAGCAGAAGAUAAGAAAGCAUAAUGACGAAGAGAGGAAACUAGAAUGUUGAUAAAAGACAAAUGUUUUAUCUUUAUGGAAUGAAUUCUAUUCACUGCAUGUAUUUUUUGUAUCUGUUUUGAGAGUUGGUCUUAAAACACAGAUAGGUCUAGGGUCUUCAACAAAAGACAGGUCUGUGGUCUUAAACUUAGACAGGUCUGUUCUCUUAAAAUAAAGAUACGUCUAUGGUCUUAAACUAAGAUAGGUCUGUGGUCUUCAACUAAAUGUCACUGAAUGUUAGAGUGUUUAAAUGUGCAAAAGUAUUUCUUAACUGUGCCAAACAUUACAAGUCCAGCGAUUUGUAUUUUUUAUCAGUUCAAGAUUUUUGUAUUGAAUUGUUCAUUUUUUUUUGUUUGAAAAAGUUAUCUUUACAAAGUUGCUCCUUUGUGAUUAUUUUAAAGUACAAUAAUCCUUAUGAAUUGUUGCAUGUGAUUAUAUACAAUAAUCCUUACAAUUUUGUUUCUUGGUGAUGAGUACAGUAAUCCUUACAAAGUUGUGACUAUGUGAUUAAGUACAAACACAUAUUUAACUUGUAUUUAAACCUUAAAGAUCUUACAUCAAGACUUUUGUAAUUUCAAAUAAAGAAAAUGUAUGAUCAAUUGGCCAUAUUGUUGCACAUAUGCGUCAGUUGCAAUUUUACUCAAUUUACCAAAUGAAAGAAGCCACAAUGUUGACCUUCGCAGUUUUUUUGUUUUCUUAAAAAUCUUUUAUUGCUUCCUCGGAUACCAAUAUCAGAGCGCCUCGGACCAAAAGUUAAUUUUGAGUUGAAUGUUUUUAGUGUUGAUAAUGGGCUGACGAAGGCACCGGAAAAACAACAACAACAACACGUUUUUUUCUACAUAUUCCUGUAGUACUCUUUUAUAAUUCAGAAGUGUGAUCUAGAUCUAUGUUUCUUUAUUUGCGACAUACUUUAUAAAUCUACGUGCAGUAGCAAAAGUCUCUAUUAUUCAAACUUGCAAUGUAAGUUUAGUAACCUGUAGCCUCUACAGAAGUUGUUUUUUGUUUUUUUUUAAUUUUCAAUAACAAAUAUGGCUGCCUUGUCGUGUGGUAAGAGUUCUAAACUGUUGUCCAGCUGGUCCAGAGUUCGAACAGCACCCACUGUCAUCCUGAAGGAAGAAGAUCUAUGAGUUAUGAUUAUAGAUACAUUGAGAAUUAGAUCAUACAAUAUGCUACGUUUCUGAAGAAAUGUCUGAAAUGUAGAAAACAAAACAACAGGAAGUAUCUACUGGUUUCUAACUACUGCGCAUGCCUUUGCUUGCAUAACAAUACGUUGCACAAAACUUAUUUCCGAUAGCCUAUACGGCACAGCUAAGAAUCAAGUAUUGAGAUUAUGAUGUGUGGAUUUGUGUAGAUCUAGUAUUCAAGUAAUAAUGACAACGAAAUUAUAAAGUAAAAUCAACAAACAAACUCGACACUAUUUUGUGAAGAGGAAACAAUAUUUAUUCAAUUACAGAAGAAAACAGAAAAGUUAAUAUUCACAUCAGCGUUACAUGGUGGAAAUAAACUUCUAACGAGCGAGAGUCAACAGACCAACAACUUCAACCAACACAGAUAUGUACACAGUGACCAAGGCUAGCGUACACUUGAUGCCGUGUACUGUGGGGGAGAAAGUGUGGUUGAAGCUAACAUAUGGAGUGGAAAGAAUUUUUUGGGGGUGGGGAUAUGGGGAAAAAAAAGGGGGGGGGGUACACUACUAAGCUUGCCUGGUACAAAGAAAUAGUAAAAAGGCAUGACUAUUUAGUAAGUUUAAAAAACACAACGGUAUUCUCUGAAUAUAACUUGAGGGCCAGUGGUGGUGAGGGAAGAAGGGAGAUAAUGAGUGUUAAGUCUUGACUGCAUUGCUAGCAAUAGUUACCCUUGUAUGUACUGCUCUCUAAUUAGUGUAGACAGUCUUUCCUACAACUUUUUCCUCUGAUAAGUUAAAUCAUGUUCAUUGAAGGAACCAACUGUUCACAAAAGCUACACAUUUGAGCUUUGAAUAACAAUAUACAUGUAAACAAUCAGCUUUGACAUGCAACUGUUCACAAAAGCUACACAUUUGAGCUUUGAAUAACAAUAUACAUGUAAACAAUCAGCUUUGACAUGCAACUGUUCACAAAAGCUACACAUUUGAGCUUUGAAUAACAAUAUACAUGUAUACAAUCAGCUUUGACAUGCAACUGUUCACAAAAGCUACACAUUUGAGCUUUGAAUAACAAUAUGCAUGUAUACAAUCAGCUUUGACAUGCAACUGUUCACAAAAGCUACACAUUUGAGCUUGGAAUAAACAAUAUGCAUGUAUACAAUCAGCUUUGACAUGCAACUGUUCACAAAAGCUACACAUUUGAGCUUUGAAUAACAAUAUACAUGUAUACAAUCAGCUUUGACAUGCAACUGUUC